AUGCGCAAGGAAGUUGCCGGCUUUCUUGCCCGACCGAGCAGUUCGAGGGAAACGGCGAGCGAGCGAGUCCUCCUCAUGCUGCGGAAUCAGAGCGCCGCUGAUUCCGCCGUUGUCGCGACUGAAGAAGCGGAGGGGCGAUGGGAGCUGGAACAGGAGCCGCCAGGAGCCCAGGAGGGCGACGAAGGUGCUCGAGAGCAGCCGCGGCAGCCCGGCCGUGGUCAGGUGCACGACAUGGAAGAUGCGGACGUUGCCAAGCCCGGCGGCGACAGCUCCUGCUGCCUCCGCGCGAGGCUCCUCUGGAGACGCGGGACGCCCGGAAUAAAGAAGAAAACUACCUGUCCAGGACUUGGCCUUUUCUAUACCCUGUUGUCUGCCUUUCUCUUCUCCGUGGCUUCUUUAUUUUUAAAGAAAAUUGAAGAUAUACAUUCAGUGGAAGUUAGUGCCUUUAGAUGUGUUUUUCAAAUGGCAUUUGUUCUUCCUGGAUUAAUAUACUACAAAACAGGGUUUCUGGGACCAAAAGACAAACGAAUAUUUCUUUUCUUCCGAGGAUUGCUUGGCUCUGGGGCAAUGAUCCUUCUUUAUUAUGCUUUUCAAGUGAUGCCUCUUGCUGAUGCUACAGUCAUUACUUUCAGCAGUCCAGUUUUUACAUCACUAUUUGCCUGGAUAUUUCUCAAGGAGAAAUAUACUUGUUGGGAUCUCCUUUUCACCAUGUUUACAAUCACUGGAGUGGUGCUUAUUGCAAGACCACCUUUUCUGUUUGGAUCCAAUGUUACUGGAAUUGAAAGAAGCUACACAGAUCAUCUUAAUGGGACAAUAGCAGCUGUUGCAAGUGCAGUUGCUGCUGCUUCAACUUUUGUUAUACUAAGAAAGGUGGGGAAAUCAGUGCAUUACUUUUUGUCCAUUUGGUAUUAUGCAGCCAUUGGGUUAAUAGUAUGUGUAAUAGCACUUUGUGUAAUGGGUGGGUGGAGUUUACCCAACUGUGGCACAGAUAGAUUUCUGCUAAUAUUAAUAGGACUGUUGGGGCUAGGGGGUCAAAUAUUACUUACAAAAGCAUUACAAAUAGAAAAAGCAGGCCCAGUAGCUAUAAUGAAAACAAUGGAUGUGGUGUUCGCUUUUAUUUUUCAAAUUCUUUUUCUCAAUGAUUUCCCAACAUGGUGGACAGUAGGAGGUGCUCUUUGCGUAGUAGCUAGUAGUUCUGGAACUGUUAUUCAGAAGUGGUAUCAAAGCUCCAGAAAAAGUACUGAAAAUGAAAUAUAACAAGUUGAUUACUAUUUCAUUCCUGAAAUAGAACAAUACUCUCAAAUAUUAUUUAUUGUUUAAAAUAAUAUAUUAUUUCAUGUAUCUGUUUUCUCUACAAUCAGCUUUCCUUAUAUGAGUAGUAGCUACCAUGACUCACUGGUUUUUUAUGUGGGCCUAGAUCCAAACAACUGUGAAAAUAAUUUUGUGCACCCAAGGAUGCUUGUUUAUCUUUAGCUUCCUUGCUCUGCCCACUGCAAUAUAACAAACUUGUUCUGAAACUGACAAGACUUUCAAGAUUAAUUAUUUAAUAUGGUAUGGGGACCUAUUGUUCAAAGUAAAAAUAUAAAACAAAAUCUGGUAGGCAUGUCUAAGCCUUUAGGCAAACCUAAAGGAGCUCUUUUGAUCCUAGCGAUUUUUUAAAUGCCAUGCAGCCCUGUCAUAUAUAUUUUAAGGUGAUGGUUUAGAGCCAUUGUUCACAUAUUAUAUAAGAUUGAAGAAGGAAGAAGCACACUGAGUUUAUAUGUUUUCAGUUCUGUUGGAACUUGAAAACAUAACUCAAAGCAAAAUUUUUAAUCUCCUACAGUGGGAUUUUUCAGUUCUGGAAUUAUAUAGGGUUCCUUUCUUGGGAGAGAUCCAAAAGUUCCACUUUAUACUGGAAUUGGGCGAAGAAUCACACUUCACCUCCCAAUUUUGUGCAACACAUGAUUUGGCUGUUGCACUUUUAGUUAUACUGGCAUUGAUCUAGGAACCAUAGUAGGAUUCCAACUCUGGUAGACAGUGUUCUUUGUGAGCACUGAGAACUUUUCCCUGCAAAGUAGGGGACUUCCGCCUCCACAUGUUGGACUCACUUGUGCUCAGUUCAUGCAAGCUGCAAUUUGACUGGAUCAUGAAGAGUACCAUUGUUCUAAUAUUAUAUUACACUUAUGCUUUUAAAAACAUAAAACAGGAUAACACUGUGUGCUCUACAAACACAUGUACCUUAAAACCAUUCACUCCAACAACAACCCAGAUGUUAAUUUAAUUUUGAUAUAAUGCAGUCAUCAAAUAC
Molecule: messenger RNA, 2287 nt
Organism: Varanus komodoensis (Komodo dragon)
Lineage: Eukaryota; Metazoa; Chordata; Lepidosauria; Squamata; Varanidae
Gene: SLC35G1
Product: solute carrier family 35 member G1
Exons: 3
Coding region: 1-1257 (418 amino acids)
Biological process (GO): calcium ion export across plasma membrane; regulation of cytosolic calcium ion concentration
Cellular component (GO): endoplasmic reticulum membrane; plasma membrane
Source: RefSeq, a predicted model, not a curated record